AUGGAAAUCUCCCACCAAGACUCCGAGAGCCGCAUCACCAACCGCCUCGCGCUCUUCCAGCACCACCUCACCCACGCCCUGCCCCUCUCCGCACCUCGGCCCACCAAACAACCACCCACCACCACCAUGGCCACGCGCGACCCCAUUACCUGCCACGUCCUCAACACCCUGACCGGGACUCCCGCUGCCAAUCUCCCCGUAACAUUGACACUGCUCUCCCCGCCGGCGUCUCCCUCCAGCCCCGUCGCUUUCCACGCAACCACCAACGCCGACGGCCGCGUCGCCAACUGGACGCCCGUGGGCUCAAGUUCGGCCUCGACCUCGGAGACAGUCCCCACACUCCUAGCCUCGCUGCCUGCCGCUGAUAGCAAGACGCAUUGGGCUGUGCGCUUCGAGGUCGGGCCCUGGUAUGAGGCCCAAGGUAUCGAGAGUUUCUGGCCUGAGGUCGAGGUCAAGUUUACGGUCAAGGGUCGUGGCCGGGAGGAUGAGCCUGGGUGGCGCCAUUAUCAUGUUCCUGUGUUGUUGGGGCCAUGGAACUACUCUACGUAUCGGGGAUCAUGA
This is a messenger RNA of Penicillium alfredii, 561 nucleotides long. Its product is annotated as hydroxyisourate hydrolase. Gene Ontology annotation, molecular function: hydroxyisourate hydrolase activity. The coding region runs from base 1 to 561 and encodes 186 amino acids. NCBI's taxonomy places the organism in Eukaryota, Fungi, Ascomycota, Eurotiomycetes, Eurotiales, Aspergillaceae. The transcript has a single exon. The record is from RefSeq and is a predicted model, not a curated record. Gene Ontology annotation, biological process: purine nucleobase metabolic process.